Didymodactylos carnosus is the source of this 333-nucleotide messenger RNA. Lineage: Eukaryota; Metazoa; Rotifera; Eurotatoria; Philodinida; Philodinidae. The record is from the annotation of a GenBank genome assembly.
AUGCAAGAUUUCGUGUAUUUUUCAUUGUUUUUAGAUGCAAUAAAAUAUACACUUGAUUUAAGUGACCAAAUUACCAAAAAUUCAAGAUUUAUUAAAUCGUUACAUAAUGCAAGAUCACAGUUACGACGAGAUAUCAAAAGAGAUUGGUUUAAAAAACAACAACAACAAGAUAGCGAAAACGAAGAAGUACAGGAACAUCAAACACAAGAUUAUGAGGAAAACUAUAGUGAUCAUGAAGCAGAACAAAAAAAUAUUGGCAGUAAUCAAGGCGUUGUUGAUGACCAAGAGUUUGAUACAGAUUCAUCGUACAGUGAAGAAGAUCAACAAAAUUAA